AUGGCAGACCAAGACUACCGCACCGCCUCCAGCGCCAACGGCUUCGGCAACCGCAUCGGCUGGGGCGCCCGUCCUGCCCUUCUGCUCAUAGACGUCUGCACCGCCUACUGGACCCCCGGCUCUCCCCUCGACACCUCCUCAAAUCCUGCUUCUGUGGCUUCGGUGGAUGUGAUGCGUCGUCUUUUGUCUUCCGCGCGAGGAGCAUCGCACGGUGGGAAAGGAGUCCCGGUGAUCUGGACGACGGUGAAGUAUAAACCGGAUAUGAGCGAUGCGGGACUGUUUUAUAGUAAGGCGAAGCAAUUGUCUAUUUGGGCUGAAGGGGAUGAGAGGGGUUUGGGGGCGUGGGUGGAAGGGUUGGUGCCGGGGAGGGGGGAGGAGGUUGUUGAGAAGAGACAUGCAUCAGCGUUCUUUGGGACGGAGCUGGUUUCGAAAUUGAUCCUGCUGGGUGUGGACACGCUGGUGAUUUGUGGCGUGAGCACGAGUGGAUGUGUUAGGGCGACGACGUUGGAUGCGCUGAGCUAUAAUUUCAGACCUAUGGUCGUCGAAACAGCCUGCGGCGAUCGAAGCCCAGCCAUCCACGACGCCAACAUCCACGACAUGGACGCCAAAAUGGCCGACGUAGUGAGCGAAGAAGAAGCGAUCAAGCACCUGAAAGCAGGGUGGGCAUGA
Molecule: messenger RNA, 669 nt
Organism: Saxophila tyrrhenica
Lineage: Eukaryota; Fungi; Ascomycota; Dothideomycetes; Mycosphaerellales; Extremaceae
Exons: 3
Coding region: 1-669 (222 amino acids)
Source: RefSeq, a predicted model, not a curated record